Molecule: messenger RNA, 2100 nt
Organism: Acyrthosiphon pisum (pea aphid)
Lineage: Eukaryota; Metazoa; Arthropoda; Insecta; Hemiptera; Aphididae
Gene: Abi
Product: tyrosine kinase Abl
Exons: 6
Coding region: 405-2042 (545 amino acids)
Biological process (GO): neuron migration
Cellular component (GO): SCAR complex; lamellipodium; actin-based cell projection
Molecular function (GO): SH3 domain binding; signaling adaptor activity
Source: RefSeq, a predicted model, not a curated record
UAUUGAAUUCAAAGUGAGUGACUAAUAUCAUGGGUUGGCAACUCUGAGUACAUUCCUAAUACAUCUACUGAACUAUUGAAGAUAAGUUAUGGUUAUCAUAAUCUAUACCGUUUUAUCGACACCGAGCCACCGACUACCGAGGCCUAAUGGGCAAAAGCCCCUCCUGGCUCAUGUCAACAUUGAACGUACUAAAUAAUAAUAGGUAGUUCAUAAUUCAUUGUCAUCUACGUUCUAUAUACAGUUAUAGUACAAUCAGUUUGUGGCUUUGUGCGAGUAUAUGGAUUUAUCAAUUAUAAUUAAUAGUUUAAUGUGAAAUUUAUUAACUAUUUAAUUUAAUAAAACUAAUUUCUUCGUUCCAUAUUAUUCGUUCUUGUUCUAUUUUAAUAAGUUAAUGUCAUUGAAGUAUGGCCAUGUGGACGACGUUUACGAAUACAGGAACUUCAGAUCCAAGUCGAGAAUCUGGUUUAGGAAGUGAUUCUGACAACAUGGCUGAAUUGGCACAGCUGUUACAAGCUGAUAUACCGGAAGGUCGUAACAGUUUGACAGACAGUCAUGUAAAUUUAGAGCGUGUUGCUGAAUACUGUGAAGGAAAUUAUUUUCAAGCUGAAAAUAAACGAUUGGCUUUAGAAGAAACAAAAAACUAUACUACCCAGUCGUUAGCUAGUGUUGCAUAUCAAAUAAACACACUUGCCUAUAACUUUUUACAAUUAUUGGACCUUCAAACUGUUCAACUAUCUGAAAUGGAUAGUCAAAUCAACCACAUUGCUCAAAAUGUAAUGAUUCAUAAAGAAAAAGUUGCCAGACGAGAAAUUGGUGUAUUGACAGCAAAUAAAACAACAAACCGUCAAUAUAAAAUCAUUGCACCUGCUAAUCCAGAAAAGCCUAUUAAAUAUGUUAGAAAACCAAUUGAUUUUACAGCACUUGAUGAUAUUGGCCACGGUGUUCGUAAUACUCCCCGUAUGGUCCGUCAACCAAUUUCCAAUAGUUCCAGUGCUUCAACUAAUAUGUCAUCUGUUGGUCCUGCUCCUACAAUCAAACCACCUACUCCUCCAGCAGUUAUACGAGCAACUGGAUCAUUGAGUAAAGGGUCUCGUGAAUAUCGUACCCCUCCCGCCGUUGCUCCACCACAAGUUCCCAGUCAUUAUGCUCCUAAUUAUCCACUAGGCCAUGUUAGACGUGAAAAAGGACCUGGUUAUAAUACUCUUCCUCUACAUCACACAUCGUCAUCUAGUAGCAUACAACAAUCUCCAAUCAUUGGCAUGGUGCAUCCAAUGCAGCAGUCGGAACAACCAUCAUCUUUAAACUCUAUGCCUCCUCCACCGUCUCCUCAUACAUUAAACACAAGAAUGGGAGUUGGACCAGAUUUGUUGGACCAUCAUCUCCAUCAGGCUCCUUUUUCAUCAAAUACUGACCAUUAUCGUUCAAAUACUUCUCAACAGUCAUCUACAGACCAUUAUCGUUCAAAUAUAUCUCAACAAUCUUCUACAGAUCAUUAUCGCUCUAAUACAUCGCAACUAUCAUCUACUGAUCAUUAUCGUUCAAAUUUAUCUCAACAAUCAUCUACCGAUCAUUAUCGUUCAAACAUCCCUCAACAGCCACCUACUGAUCAUUAUCGUUCUAACAUUACCCAGCUAACAACUACUGACCACUAUCGUGCAAAUACCUCACAGUUACCUGGUAUCUUAAAAAACUCAUCACAAUAUCAUUCUUCAUCUGCAGUAGUCACUUCCCCUCAACAGCAACAUACUAGACAAGCAUCAGCUUCUCCGCCAUUACCACCACCUCCAGAAGAUCAUUUUGGUCAUAUUGCUGCUGGCCCAAUUGUACCCCAAGAACCUGAUCUUCCAGGAUGGGUUCCUAAGAAUUAUUUGGAGAAGGUAAUUGCAAUUUAUGAUUAUUAUGCUGAUAAAGACGACGAAUUAAGUUUUCAAGAAAAUUCAGUUAUUUAUGUCCUAAAGAAAAAUGACGAUGGUUGGUGGGAAGGUGUAAUGGAUGGCAUUACAGGCUUAUUCCCAGGAAAUUAUGUUGAAGGCUGUAAAUAAAGCAUAUAUUUACUUUUUAUUUUUAUAAAAUAUUAAUAAGCUUUUACUAUGAAAUUAA